AUGGAGAGAAGUCUUGUAGCCAUAGCUAUGGACAUGACCGUAUUCUUUCUUCUCGUGGCAUUCGCUGCCCUUGCAGACGGUGGCGCAAUGACCAUCUUUGCAGUCGUAGCCCUCGUAUUCACCACUGUAUCAGUAUUCAGAGCUGCAGCCGGAGAAGUCUACACGACCGCAGAAUUGCACAUGACCCUUGUACUGGCUCUGGCCCUAGGAGCAACCCUUCUCAAAUUAUUUGCCGUAGCCCUCCUGUCGGUCUCAGCCCUGAGUACGAUUGAAAUGUGGAGAUUUGUUGACCAAAGUACUGAAGCUACGUAA
This is a messenger RNA of Dibothriocephalus latus, 312 nucleotides long. Lineage: Eukaryota; Metazoa; Platyhelminthes; Cestoda; Diphyllobothriidea; Diphyllobothriidae. The record is from the annotation of a GenBank genome assembly.